Messenger RNA from Exaiptasia diaphana, 7932 nucleotides. RefSeq names its product rho guanine nucleotide exchange factor 17. The record is from RefSeq and is a predicted model, not a curated record. Gene Ontology annotation, biological process: actin cytoskeleton organization. Gene Ontology annotation, molecular function: guanyl-nucleotide exchange factor activity; protein binding. Bases 337 to 7029 code for a protein of 2230 amino acids. The transcript has 22 exons. Lineage: Eukaryota; Metazoa; Cnidaria; Anthozoa; Actiniaria; Aiptasiidae.
AUUACCUCGGUUGGUCAUCUACGGAUUUGGGUUACGGCCGGCCAACACAUGUAAACGUUUCAUUUCGAUAAAAGAGAGGCCACGGAGCAGUUGUGAGACGUUUCMGAARAAAGCUGUAUUUACUAGAGCGUUCACAGAUCACAUCAUCACUGGGAGCUCGGUAAUGCGACUUGGAUGGACGAUGGAAUUCCAUCGUUUGRCAGCAUAUGGGGACAGAUUUGUGACCGCGUUUGGCCGCUGGAUCUGCAUUGGACAUCCCAUGAGAUCAAAGAGCGUUAAUCGAGUUUGAUUGUAACACGAGAUUUUGUUGAAAUACAGAAAUAUAUCGCGGUUAUUAUGUCUAUUCAGGUCAGCCGCUGUGACAGCAAGACAUAUAAAAUCUCUAAACCGGUCCGAAACAGAACCGAAGCGAGGUUCGAAGUGAAGGAAUCCAAGGAGAUUAAUCACAUUAACACCAACACAGCUAUCCAAGUGGAACCAGCGGAAACACAGACUACCAAAACAACAUACAUCAAAACAAGUGAAAAAACUGUUGAACUUAGAAACGCUUCCAGUCAUGUUGCAAGUGCAAGAAUCCAUCAUCGUUCAAAAGGGCAUGUAUCUUCAACAAUUCACUAUGUAGGCAAGCCAAAAAACAGACAAAUUAGCAAGAAUAACAAUGCUCGUUUGGUGUCCUCGAAUACCCUGAUUGGUAACGAGAAAUAUGCGAUGGCGGAUCGCUCUGAAAUACCUGGGAUACCUGAGCACAUAAGAGCUGAUCAGUCGUCACAGAAAUUACAACGCAACGCUAUUCAACUUAUUCCUGCCUCUACAAAACCACCUCAACGUGAAAAAAAUAAUAACAUUCGCGUAAGUUUGUCAUCCAGUGKCCAGAGUGUACGGACAGAGACCGGUUCUAAAAUCAUUGUUAGUAGUCAAGCUACGUGUAAACAGCCUCAGAGACUUCGUGUCAAAGGGCAAUCGGGAUCGAAAAUCCAGCGGAAUGCAGACACAGAACCGAGUGUGAGUCGCAGCGAUGACCAGAGUAAAUCGAAAAGCCGGACUGAACAUGAAAACACCGAACGCGGCGAUCCUUCAUCUCAACCACAACAAACUAAUCAACAUAGUAAACUAGUUGUGCGAACUCAGGGCCAAAAAACACACAAUAUCAGUACUGAAUGCCUGGCUUUAGGAAUGAGUCACUUGGACAAACAAGAGCAGUUUACUCGUCAAACCCACCGCAAGCACUCAACUCAUGGUAGUACAUCUGAAGCAUCAUGUACAUUUACUGACUCGGCUAGCGAUCAGCUUGAAUUGUCAAGCUCUUCGGAUGGUGAGGUUUGUUCGCCUGGUUUAUCAAGACCCAAUGUCAGUAAUACGAAGCGUAGAAAACGUGUCAAACGCAAAGGAUUGUCGAAGUCUUUCGAUUCAUAUGGCGAGGAUAAUACUACUGAUGGAGAGUCUGCGACAGAUACGCGCGUUCACGAACGACGAUCACGUAAAAGGGAAGACGAAAGCUUGCUAAAUUCCUCGACACGGCAAGCUUCGCGCUCAAAACCGUCAUUAUCAGGAACCGCGACAAAUACAAUUAAAGGAGCCCAGUUUAGGUCAAGUAGUUUAACUUCAGUCAGUUCAGGAGAAGGUGGAAAACUCGCCUCUGCUAUUUCAUCUCCUUUACUGACACCGCGGGGGCCAACUUUAGUCAAGAAAAUACAAAUUCAAUCGUUUUCCUCUUCUUAUACGGGAUUCAAAAAAGAUAACAAGGAAAAUGUUCCGAAGAGAAGAGCUUCCUCAGAAGAACGCUUCUCCGCCAGGRUGAGAGAGAGAUCAUUGGUGCCAGAUCAUCCGAGAUCUUCAAAGAAUAAUUUAGAGCGAAAGGAUAAUGGCACGGCUACUCCACUGUCUAAAGGACGACCCUUCUCUUUGAGAACCAAACCAUUUCAACUAAAGAGGACUUCUUCCAGGGAAAGUCCUUGCACUAGUGAAACGGAGAGUGGGACCCCAUACUCUCCAAGAACAAACAGUGACAACGAUUCAUUCGUUAUUCCAGUAGAAAAACCAAGUAAUAAUAAUAAUAAUACACCCUCAGAACCAUCUUCAUUACCCGGUAAUAAUUUAUCGUCUGAUAUACCAUUCCCAAGUUUAGAUGAUGAACUUUUUAGUAAAGACUYGAAUGUAUCUAAUCAAGAAAGUAAAAUGGAAGAUUUACCAGUAUUUAAAAGUGAUAUUGAAGGUACACCAGUGACAUUAAUGGAAACAAUAAGGACUAGUAUGAUCACUGAUGCUGCAUCAACUCCGUCCAGUCAGUGGAUGGAUCAGAAUUACACAACUUAUGAUGAUGAUAACACAUUCAGCCCCUACGGGUAUAAAUCAUUAUCAAUCGUCAAUGARUCUGAUGAAAUUGACUUCACUCAACCACAAAGUAGUUCUGAGCAACUGCAUAGUACUAGAAGUACCAAAACAAACAAUAACACAAAUAAGACUUUUACAUCAACAUCWGAUAGAUGGAACUUGUCUACACUAGAYGCUGAAAAUGARAGUAGCAAAAGAAGCAAUGGUUUUGACCCUCCGCCUGCUUCACCUGUCCGUAGGCCAUCUUACAUCAAGGCUCAGCAAAACUUUGAUGAUUUUACUCAAUCUUUGUUUCACUCAUUUGAUGAUCAAUCAAUGAAGCCGCCAUUGAUGGAGACGACAUUAAGUAGCGCAGAAGACGAUGARUUUACAGAGGAAUAUGAUCCUAAAGAAGUGCUGAGAUCAUUCAGUGGGUCAAACAUUGCUGCGGCUGAUGCUCUAGCUGCUGCUCAAUCUGGUGGUGACCUAAUAACAUUUGACGAAGAGGUAUCCUCUAUGGACGCCACUGGUGAACCAGUGGUCAAAAAGAGGAAAAAGAAAAUUGCACGGCCCAAGAUACCUACAAUAUUCAAUGUUGAGGGCAAAGAGAUUGCUGAAGGAUUGAGUGAGGAAGAGGAUAAGSMAUAUGCUGCAAGCUGUACCAUGAGGCAAGAAACAUUGGGACAAGACUCAAUGGAUGAGAAAUUUGACACAAUCAGCCUGUCAAAGGAAGAUUUUGAUAUGAAUGAAGGCUCCAAAAGAAACACYYUGGUAGCAAUCGACAGUGAUGAAGGUAGCACGCCCAAAAACCGACACUCUCCCGAACCCGACAGCUAUCCGAACAAAGAAAUGAGAACCAGCCAACAAGAUGAAAAUAAGAACUUUGCAGUUCCCGAGAUAACCACAGACUUGUACAUUGAUAAUGAUGAAGCAAUCAUCAGCGAUGACAUCCCUCUUCAAAAAGUGGAUACGAUAUUUGAUACCAGCGAAGACGAUUCGGCUUCACGUAGUGAAGGAGAUUCKUCCAGUACCAGCCAAGUGAACUUGGAUCAAUAUUCUAUGACCACGAGCGGGUUUAGCGAGAUCGGUGGUGAGUUGACAGACAGUGGUGAAAUCCCCACCCAGGAGAAAAACAGACUGGGACCAGGUAAAAACGAUGCGUGGAGAUCUCAAAGCGACCCAAGUGGCAGRACGAAUGGUGCAGGAGCGCCUCUAAGUGAAACCAUUGCBGAAGCGGCAGAACUGACCCAUUACCGAACCAGUAACAGCACCCCGAAUCUAAUCACAGAGAAAAUCAAGAAAGAAGAAGCCUUGUUAGCCAAACGCCUUGAAAGGCCGACAGUUUCGAGAACUAAGUCUAGUCCUUCUUCUUUACCCAAACAAACUAUGGCRGAUAUCGAAAAAGCUCGUAAUAACACGGGUAGCAAAGACGAUUCUCAUGCGAAACUCACCACAGACUCUAUGUACCAAAUGGAUUUGUUAAAAUCAUCCCUGAAGACUCACUCGGCACCCACCACGCCCACCCAACCAAGAAAACAACUGUUCCCCGGCACGUUAACGGCCGAAAAAGCACAAAUGAAACUAGCUAAGCUAGCCGUAGCUGCAAUGGAACCCAUUUAUGAAACCCCCCUGACUGAAGUGGUGCGGCCCCUCCCUGAACCCGUCAAGCUCGAGAGAAAGGUCGGUACUAGCCCAAUCCCUGUGAUUGAAGAGAGCGAGAGACCUCCCGCCACAGGAUURCAAGACAGCCAACCAGUGAUGGAUAAACUACAGCCAAAGGCUAAGUCGAAACAUGACAUCAAGCGACAUGUUGUCCAAAACCUACUAGAAACAGAGCAAUCGUACGUCCAGAAUCUCCAGUAUAUUAUCUCUGCMUAUUAUAAACCACUGAAAAAACCCGAGAACGCCCACAUCGCAGACCCCGCACAAGUAGACGAGAUGUUCUACCAAAUAUCGGACAUAUUGCUAUGUCACGAAUUCUUCUUGGAACAGCUGGAGGCGAGAGUUAACGACUGGCAUGACAAGCAGAAGAUAGGAGACAUAUUAGUGGCAUCGUUUACCAAGUGUUUUCUAAUGGAUGCGUACAGUGCGUUUAUCAGCCAUUUUCUCCAUGCAAGAGCAGCAGUCAGAAUAGCGACUGUAUCACGACCAGCCUUUCAACGGUUUAUUGAGCAAUGCUGUAGAGACCACAGAGAGAAGUAUACAUUACAAGAUUUGAUGAUCAUUCCUGUGCAGAGAAUCCCACGUUAUGUGCUGAUUCUGAAGGAUAUGAUUAAGCACACAAGUCAAGAUCACCCUGAUUACGGUAAUCURCUGCUGGCCCUGGGAGAAAUCAAGACGCUGGCAGAUCGUAUGAACAGAGGCGAGAAGGAAGUUAAUGAAGCUGAAAUAGAAGCUGAUCGCUUGAGAGAUAUCGAGGCAUCCAUAGAGGGAAUAACAGAGCUUGUACUUCCUAACAGACGAUUCCUCAGGAAGGAUUUGGCUGCUGAAGUUAGAGGAUCCAUCACCAAGAAAGAUCGGUGCUUGUUUUUAUUUACUGAUCUACUCGUCUGUGCWUCCGUGAAACGAAAACCAAACGCGUUAAGACGUGGCUCUCUUAGUUUAUUUUCUGGUCAGUCAGGAAGCGAGUUUAACAAGCAUAAACUACUGUGGAAGAUGUCGCUGGAGCAUGUGGAGCUUGUCAAAUCUUCUCCAGAAAUGCAGCGACGGAACAGUUUAGAAAAACAACUCGAGAAACUAGAAAACGACAUGUCAGUAUUAAGUCAAAUUAGUUCACUUACAGACUCGCUUAACGUAGGCCAUCAGACAUUAGAUUCUUCAAUACGCGAAAUGAUGAACGAAGUCAGCCGUCAAAUCGCUGAGAAACAAAUCCCAAUGCAUCCAUCAUUGAACACUAAAGUAGAACUACAAGCACAAACAGAAGAUGGACUAGAAAACUUUGUCUUUUUGUUUCUGGACGUCGAAAUCAAAAACACGUGGGAGGCGUACUUCGAGAAUGCAAAACAAAAACUUGCUUACGCCAAGGAUACCUUCCCACCGGAGUUUCAAUAUCCAAUACCUAUUACCAAGACACGAAGCGGAAUGCAGUUCACGUGUUCAUCACCAAGUCAAGUACCCCAUAUGUUGGACAGGGGUAACCACUGUGGAUCRGGCGAUGUUUGGGUUUGUAAUAGUGAUGGUUAUGUUGGACAAGUUUGYAUUCUAUCGAUGGGAGAGCAGAUUCAGCCCGUUGCCUCGCUGUCUGUUUGUUCGUCACGAAUCCUGUGUAUAUCUCCAGUACCUGGAAAUAAGUUAGUUGGACUGGAAAGUACAGACCACGACGCUAAAAGCGAAACUCGUUCCCUUGGUAACAAUAGUGAUACRUCAUACAARGUGUCUUCAUCACAGAAACUCUCGCAAGGCUACUCGAGCGACGACGACCGAAAUGCGCAGACGAUUAUGGCGUUUGAYAGCAGCUCAGACGACGAGGACAAUAACGAUGCGUUCGUCGAUAGUAAAUUUGGACGMAAUUCCCCAAUAUUUGAUGGUCGAUUAAGUCCCGAGGGGAGUAGUCUAGGGACAAUUGAUGGUGAAAUGGAUAGUAGUAAUGAUGACGAUUCGGAAAUUGGAGAAAGCGAAGAUGAAGAGAAUAAAAACAAAGCACAUCAAAGACAUAUUAAGAGAAGAGAUAGUGCAUUGACAACCGGCUCGGCAACAAGUGCAGAAGACAAGUUAAGUUUAAGCGAUAUUGUACCAUACGAUACUGAAGAGGGUUCGACGGUAUGGCUUGGYACUGAAGAUGGAAGCAUAUUUGUGUAUCCAGUAAACGAUGCUCACCAGAAGAAAAAUAAAAUGAAAAUACAACACCAGGCAUCUGUACAAUGUGUAUUGUAUGUGGACAACCAGGUAUUUGUGUCGCUAGGAAAUGGAGAUCUUUGUAUCUACAGACGACAACCAGGCUCCGCCUGGGAGGUUGGUGCACCAAUCACGCUUCAAGUCGGUGCUUCAGCACCCGUAUCGUGUAUGACCGCUGUACAUGGUAGACUGUGGUGUGGAUGUCAGUGUAAUGCCAUCAUUUAUAACACYACAACACUGAAGAUAGAGACCCAAUUUAACUGUAGUCUUGAUAAAGACCGGUCGGUUUAUCGAAUGGUUAGUACAGGAAUGGGUGUCUGGUUAUCGUUACAAAGUAGUGCUGUUAUAAGACUUUUCCACGCAACCAGAUACGAGUGUCUGGCCGACGUUGAUGUCGCUCCUCCUGUACAUAAAAUGUUAGCAGGAUCCGAUGCAAUCAUUCGUCAACACAAGGCGGCGUGUCUACGCGUUACGUCGUUACUUACGUGUAAAGAUCUGCUGUGGAUAGGAACCAGUGCUGGCGUCGUCCUCACGUUACCGUUACCUAUUAUAACAGCUUCAACGUCAUCCUUACGGAAUAGUCCCUCGGCGACAGCUUCGUAUCACGGACAUACAGGUCACGUAAGGUUUCUUACGGCCGUMGAAGUCCCUAAAGAGGGCGCUCAAGACGGAACCAGUGACAAGGAGCCUACCACUCCAUUAAAUAAUUCGGCUCCGAACUCRGGGCAUCCACUUACUCCAGGAGGACCCGCAGGGAACAAUAUUGCUAGGGACAUUUUAAUAAUAAGCGGUGGCGAUGGUUAUGAGGACUUUAAGACAAGUUCUACGAGUGAAUCUGCAGGCAGAGAUGACAGUACAAAUCAUUUGUUAAUAUGGAGGGUUUAGACAUAAUUGCUGUAGCACAAAUCGUCAAUGCACGGGUCUACGAGUAGAUAAUUCAUUACAGAUCGUUAGCUAAUGGGUUUAGGAGAUUUCUUAGCACAAAUCUGAUUGGUUAUUAUUACGCGUCUACGAGGAAAUGCCUUGGUAUUAAUGAUUGGUUGACAUGGCGGGUCCAUCUGCUUUCUUUCAGUAAUUAUUGUCUUGCUGGGACGAUAUUCAACGGGAGAAGAUUUUAUCUGGUUAGGAAUAGGUUUUUCUUCCUCUGCUACACACAAAUUUUUAAAAACUACUAGAACUACAUUUCUGUUGGUUUUCACACGCUUUGGUAACUAAUUAUGUUUAUGAUGUCAUAACCCUGAAGAAGACUCUCUAAACGUAUUUACCUAUUGAGCAUGCUCAUAAGUGUUCCCUGAGCAUAUCCCACAUUCCUCAGCUAUAAAAGACUGACUUUGGGUAGCACUACACAGUCUUAUCUAGAAGUAAUUUAGAAUUUUGAGCUGGAUUUUCUGGUACGGCCCCGUUCAUAAAAAAACUUUUGUAUAGCACUAUUCCCAGGUUAUUAAAUUACAAAUCUGUCGCCGCCAUGUUGGGYGACGAGCAAAGUAGAAUAAUGAUGGAUACUCUGUAUUUUCAUCCCACAUGGUAGCUGUAAAUGCAAGUCAACAAUUUCCACAGAAGCUUUGAACGUACGACUYCCCGAGAAAAACGCAAGCWACAACUGACUUGCGUGUUGUACGUGUGUAUCAUCCGUCUAGCUGAAAGCACUAAAGCGAAAAGAAACUAAAAGAACUUUCAAUGUAUAUAUUGUCUAAAAUAGAGAUAUAUGACGAUCAAUUCGUCUUGUGUAUUGUGUAUUUAGUAGGAUAAUGUACUCAAAGUCAAAUAAAUGUUUUUUUAUUCAAAAUA